GCACAGCUGACCCGGAUCUCUGCGAUCAGACUACCCGGCUACCCGCAGGAUGAAGGAGCUGGAGAGAGACCGGGACGGAGGAGGUGGAAAAGCUGCAAGUAAGAAAGAAAACGAUCAGAGCUGGAUUCCCAAGAUCAUAAAGAAGCGAGUGUGCAGCACUUUUGUUGAAGACUCUUUCAGUAAUGGAGCGUUGUGUCAGUGUGGUGGUGUGCGGGAGCUGCAUGACUCUGUGGCAACAGGAGACUUCUUUGGAGCAGCUAUUGUCACACAGUGGGACAGCAGGCAGCACUCUUCAGAGUGUCCCACAGACGCCUUUGGAGAGCUGGAAUUUGCCGGUGCUGGAAGAAGACACAGCCAUUUUCUGCGGCUGUCAUGUGACACAUCGCCUCAGAUCAUCUACACCCUGAUGACGGCUCACUGGGGCCUGCCCUUACCCAACUUGGUGGUGUCUGUGGUGGGGGGCGAAGGCCAUGAGAAGAUCAAAACAUGGGUGAGAGAUGUCCUGAGAAACGGGCUGGUUAGGGCUGCACAGAGCACAGGGGCCUGGAUCCUAACUGGGGGCCUCAGGGAGGGCAUUUCCCGCUGUGUGGGCGAGGCGGUGAGGGACCAUGGGGCCGCGGCUCCAGCUCUCUCCCGGAAGAAAGUGAUUGCUGUGGGACUGGCACCAUGGGGCCUGGUGCACAACAGGCAGCAGCUUGUCCAGGCCCAGGGAAGUUUCCCUGCUCGUUACUACGUCCAGAACACAUCACGCGACUCCUGCUGCUUGGACAACAACUGCCAGGCUUUCCUCUUGGUGGAUGAUGGAAGUGUUGGCCGCCGGGGGGGAGAGACAAGCUUUCGUCUUAAUCUAGAGGACUACAUUUCCCAUCAGCGUACUGGCAUUUGGGGUAGUGGCAGUAUUGAAAUCCCUGUUCUAUGCAUGCUCAUCUCAGGAGAUGCCUGUAUGCUGGAGAGAUUAGAUGCCUCCCUGAGGAAAGCUACGCCCUGGCUGGUUCUCGCCGGUUCUGGUCCAGCUGCAGACCUUAUCAGUGAGCUGCUGGGCAAUCUCUCCUCUGCUUCCCUCAGUCCCACCUCUCCUCCAGUAGAGGGCGAGGCUGCUGAGGGUCUUAGCCCGGAGCUCCGUGACAGGGUCCGUGAAAAGAUCCAGAAAUACUUCCCAGCUGAGGCAGAGCUGGACAGACUGGUGGAUAGAGCUCUGAGUAUUUAUCAGAACAGAGAGCUCAUCACCGUUUUCCAUGGGGAACAGGAGGGUUCUGAUGAUUUUGAUACAGUCCUUCUCAACGCUCUCGUUAGAGCCAGUAAACGUGUGUCCAGUGAAGCCAGUGAGUACACUGAAGAACUGAAACUGGCUGUGGCCUGGAACCGAGUGGACAUCGCCAAAACUGAGCUCUUCAAUGGAGACAUACAGUGGAAGUAUGAGGACCUCGAAGACUCCAUGACAGACGCACUGAUAAACGACAAGCCCCAGUUUGUGCGUCUCUUCUGCGAGAAUGGUCUAAAUAUCCUGGACUACCUGACAUACCGCCGCUUGGAAAGCUUGUACCACUCACUGUCCGACAGCUCGCUGGCCUAUGUUCUGCUCCAGAGGCGACUGAGCGAGAGGCAGGGCCUGGCUGGAUCCCUUUACAAUGUGGAUGGAGAUGUGACAGUACCUCUGAAGAGUUCCCAAAGUGCACUAACUGGACCUGCCUCAACAAUGGAGCUCAGCAUGUAUGAGGUAUCCCGCCUGCUGUGGGACCUGUUGGGUGAUGUCUGUCAGCCUUUCUACUAUGGACCUCUGGGCCUGGACCACAGCAUCAGUACCAGGAGGGCUCUUAAGCAAGUCAAUAAGAUGCUGCUGGGGGAGUGUAUGUACCGGGACCAGCGCUGCCUCUCACCCUGGGCCGCCCUCUUCAUCUGGGCUGUCCUGCAGAACCGCAGUGAUAUGGCUGUUUACUUCUGGGAGAUGGCAGGGGAAUCAGUGCUGAGCGCUUUGGGUGGAUGUAAAAUUCUGAGGGAACUUUCUAAGCUCGAGAGUGAGACUGAGAACAAGCUGGCCAUGAAGGAACUGGCACAGAAGUUUGAGAACUUGGCACAUGAUGUAUUCGGUGAGUGUUACCAGAGCAGCGAAAAUCGCUCCUUCACUCUUCUCAUAAGGAAGUCCCCAGUGUGGGGUGGGGCUACAUGCCUGCAGAUGGCCAUUGCAGCUGACGCCCGCCUGUUCUUCAGCCACGAUGGUGUUCAGUCUUUGCUGUCUCAGAUCUGGUGGGGUGACAUGGAGAGGAGCACUGAGGUUUGGAAACUGGUUCUCACGUUUUUCCUGCCCCCCCUCCUCUACACAAACCUGAUGAGCUUCAGGGACCAAGAGGAAGAGGUUAAGUCUUUGGAGGUCAACCACAUCAGAGACAAUGAAAGUCUGGAUGGCAAUGAUGCCACCGUCUUCUCUCUUGCUGACAUUAUACAAAAUGAGGAAGACGCAGAAGAGUUCAGUGCUCUAAAAGAAAACCUGAAAGACUCUUUGCCAUCCAGCUCCAAGAGACCAUUUAUUGUAUCCCGUUGGAGACAGUUCUGGUUUGCCCCUGUCACCUCCUUCCUUGGCAACGUGCUGAUGUACUUCCUCUUCCUCUGCUUGUUUGCCUAUGUUCUAUUGGUGGACUUCAAGCCCCCGCCCCCUCACGGCCCCUCCACUCUGGAGUUUGUGCUUUACUUUUGGGUGUUCACCUUAGUAUGUGAAGAGAUUCGGCAGACCUUCUUUGUGGGAGGGAAUUUUGUGAUCCAGAGAAUGAGGAACUACAUUCAGGAUGUAUGGAACAAGUGUGACCUCACAGCCAUAGCUCUCUUCACUUUGGCUCUAUGCUGCAGAAUGUUUCCCUGGUCAUAUCAGUUUGGCCGAGCAGUGAUGGCCAUAGAUUAUAUGGUGUUCACUCUACGUCUGAUCCAUAUCUUUGCGAUCCACAAACAGCUUGGGCCCAAGAUCAUCAUUGUUGGCAAAAUGAUGAAGGAUGUUUUCUUCUUCCUUUUUUUUCUGGCUGUGUGGCUCACGGCCUAUGGAGUGGCCAAUCAGGCGCUCCUCUACUCGUAUGAUCCCCGCCCUAAUUGGAUUUUACGCCGAGUGUUCUACAGACCGUACCUGCAUAUUUUUGGGCAAAUUCCCAUAAAUGAAAUGGAUGCUGAUAAACUGGGGGACAUGAACUGUACAAACGACACAACACGAAUUGAAGCAGGAGAGGAGCCCUGUAUGAACACCAAUGCCAACUGGCUGGUUGUCAUUCUCCUUGUCAUCUACCUACUGUUUACCAACAUAGUUCUGGUCAACCUACUCAUUGCUAUGUUCAGCUAUACCUUCUCAAAGGUACAGGAACACAGUGACACCUACUGGAAGUUCCAGCGUUACAACCUUAUUGUGGAGUACCACUCGAGGCCCUGUCUGGCACCACCCUUCAUCAUCAUCUCACACCUCCACCUUUUCAUCAAGAGAUACAUCCGCCGCAUCCCCUCAGUCAAGAGCAAACACUUUGUUUUGGAGCUGCGGGGGAGAAAGGCCAGCCGCCUCAACACAUGGGAAGCUAUCCAGAAAGAAAACCUCCUCUCAGCUCAUAAUAAGCAGCAAAGGGACAGUGACAGAGCACGACUCAAAUGUACAUCUGUCAAGGUGGACAGUGUGCUGAAGCAGAUGGCAGAGAUCCGUGACCACGACCAAAGGUUGCGGCUGCUAGAGACAGAACUGGAAUACUGUUGUAGCGCCCUCACCUGGAUGACGGACGCUCUGUCUCAGAGCAACCUGAUAAAGGCUAGCUGCCCCCCUCCACACCUCAGAGAUACGACUCCUCUGUCUCCAAGAUGACUCCAGGAUCUCUUGGACACACACACACACAGUUUACUCAGGGCCUAGUUUGCUAUUUUGCCAAUCAUAUAAUUUGUUUUACUUUGUUGAUUUCAGAUGUGUAUUUUUGUGUAUUUUAAUUAAGACAAAUAUAAAUGUUUUUACAGUGGCUCCAGCAUGCACUGCUGUCUGCUAUAGUGCCUCUUUUGACCCUACCAGUAGGAGAUGUCAAGGUCUGGAAUUUUUAAAUGAUUUUUAUUAUUAUUAUUAUUAUUACACCCAGGGGCUAAACAGAGCUUUAAGAGCAAAGGUGGGGUAAGCCAUUAUAGGUAAUGCAAUUCUAAUACAAUACACUUUGUGCAUAUUCAGUGUCUCUCCUCGUAGUCCGCUAGCUUUCCGAUUCUAAAGUUAGGAAUUGGCUGACUGAAGCUUUGCUGUUAACAGCAUCUCCGCUCUCCUGAAAGGUAAAAGGUCAUUGCCUGGGUCUCGCAACAAAAACAGCGAGAGUUGGACAUAGACAAACAUGUCCGACAACACCAACACGUUUUACAGUGCACCAUCAAAUCUAAAAUUGAAAGUUUGGAAGACAUUUGGUUUCUAUAAGAAGGGACAAAAAAAAAAGAUCUGUCAGAUCAGACAGCUAUUAAGUACAGCGGUAUCACGACAACUCUUAACACUCACCUGGUGAGACGGCAUGGUGACACCUAUGCAGGCCACGAGGAGUCUGUGGAUGCUAAUACAGCUAGCACAAGCAAGAACACGCAAAACACAGAUAUUAAAAAAUGUUCAGCCACAACUGGGCGAGGUCUAAGGUAAUCAUGGCAGAAAGUUGGUUUUUUUUUGUCUGUGUCUAUUGAAAAAGCAAUAAACACAAUGACAUAUAAUUCUGAAAUUA
Dicentrarchus labrax (European seabass) is the source of this 4697-nucleotide messenger RNA. It is a transcript of the gene trpm4a, whose product is annotated as transient receptor potential cation channel, subfamily M, member 4a. Gene Ontology annotation, biological process: calcium ion transmembrane transport. Gene Ontology annotation, molecular function: ligand-gated calcium channel activity; calcium-activated cation channel activity. Gene Ontology annotation, cellular component: membrane. The transcript has 28 exons. Bases 50 to 3823 code for a protein of 1257 amino acids. NCBI's taxonomy places the organism in Eukaryota, Metazoa, Chordata, Actinopteri, Moronidae. The record is from RefSeq and is a predicted model, not a curated record.